UGCAGACUGAGAAAAAGGCUCGGCCCUGAGGAGGAACGUGAUUCACUUCAAUGUCACAGCGCGGAGGCACAACCUGUGCAAACUCAUUGAAACUGGAGAUGAAUAAAUUCAAGGCAUUCGUUGUGAAGAAAAAACAGAGAGAAAGCACGCAGCCUUUAAUAGAGGAUAACAACGACAUACAAGAUGGAUUUAAACAGGCACCAUGUACCAGGUAUGAAAACCCUUUGGUUCAGAAUACCUUGAACAUCCACAAAGAACAACGCCUGCAGAGUGAGGAACAGAUCACACUUGAGAAAUUCGCUGAACUUCUUCAUGUGCCACUUGAGGAUGGAUCUUGUUGCUCAACACACCGUCAGCUCAAUGCAGAGCAGCAGCAUCUCUGCCUCGUACAAAGAUCUGUGGACCAACACUUCCAAGAGCUAUCUCCAGAUGUGGACCAGAACCUCCAUCAGUACCUGGAGAACGUGCGGAAGAUGGUUAUUACCGAGUUUGUGAGGCUCGGCCCCCCUUUGACACGUAUGGGGCUGAUGGGAAGUCUGAUUGAUUGCUACCAUCGUGAGACGUUUACUCGCCUCGAUGAUCUGCUGCAGAUCGUCCGACCCUCCAAGAACUCCUUUGAGUUGAUGAAAUGGGUCCUACAUACGUAUCUGAGCCCGGAGAUGCUCUGUCAUCCUGAACUUCAAGAAGUGGAUCCCAUUAAAAAGGUAGACCUCCUGCUGUUCACCGAGUGGGUGGGAAAAGCCAAGGACAAACUGCUUGAAAAUGUGGAGAACGAGGUCAAAGUGUUCCUGGAGAAAAUCCUGCAGAAUGAGAGAGACAAAGAAACUGUCAAAGAUGACCUGUAUGUGGACACUAUCCAGUGCAUUGAUGCCAUGAUCGAGGCGGGGCGACAAAUCAGCCAAAAACUGUCUGGCCGCGUGCAGGAUGUCUGUUUCCAAGAGCUGCUGAAUUUUCUGACACAGUACACCAAUGAGCAGACUGAGAUUCUUGAAAAAAAAGCAAAAGUGGACCAACCAGAAAUCAAAGAUUUCUUCAAGACUUUGAAGAACUGCAAAGAAAUCAAGCAGUACAUCCAGACAAAGGAGAUCAAAACAUCCCUUCUCAAAGAAACCCUGGCUGUACUUGACAACAUGGAGACUUUUACUUUGAAAGUCCUGAAGGAAAUCACAGCUGACAUGACAGAGAGGUACCUUAAGAAAUACUUCAAAUCGGAGAACAAGGACUUUCUCCCCUUGAUCCAGGACUUGAAGCAUCUUUUCUCAGAGCUGCAGGGCUUCCAGGGCGUCCAAAUGAGAGUGGUGCACGAGGCCUACAAGCUCGUCACCUACCUUUACCUCAAGCAUUUUAUCCAGAGAAGUAAGAAAAAACUGUUGAGGUGCUGGGGUCCUGAUGUUGGCCGAACAGUCUAUCAAGAUGCUGAAAUGCUCCAGGAAACCUUUUCAAUGAUGGCUCCUGGUGUGGAACAGUGGCACCUCAUGCUGCUCAGUGUCAGAGAACUGGACGAGUGUGAAAGCUUCGAUGCUGUGAAGCUCACAGUGGCUAGAAUGCAUGACGAAUAUCACACGUGGAGCGAGUUCAUGGAGAUCCUGCCCGCCCUGCUGCGAUGGAAAGGCCUUUCUAAACGGAAGAUUAUGGAGCUGGAGGACAUCCUGAAGGACCUCCCCAACUAUCAACCCAGAGCAGGAUCUGUUUCCUGGUUCUUGUGUUUUAUCUACAAGAGGAUCGACCGAAACAAGCAAAGAUGACAGAGCUGAGUGUUCAGAAACCUUCCUGGACACCCUUCUUGAAACAUGUCACCUUUGGCAGUGAGUUGUAAGAAAGUUAGGUGAGAGUUUUAGUGAUUUUGUGAUGCAAUUAUGGCUGAUGAUGAGGCCGAAUGAGGAAGGACAAGAAGGGAAGAAUUGACCAACGAUCCAUAAAAUAAAUAUAGGGACAGUUGUAGAGCGCAAGCACGAUUCAAAUGUUUGUUUGUUCACGAAAUACAUUGCAAGACGUUAUUUGACAUCAUUAUAAAAAAGAAAAUGCAUCGGCUUGCCAGAAUAAAAAUCACGCGAGGGAGGUGCUCAUGGGUGAAAACACUACCGCUUCUGUCCACAGGGGGCACCUAAAUCACUACAAAAUGAACCUUCUUAUAGCUGCUUUAAAACUGAAGGGUUUAUAGAUUGUUAUUAUUGUUUACGAUUUAAGAUAUUUCGAAUAUUUAUGUGGAACAGUUAAAUUGUGUUUCAUACUUUAUAUGCUGCCUCUCCGUUAUCAUGUUCAUAUUUUAUUAUUAUUUAUUAAAUAUUAAAUUAUGUAUUUAUAUGAACAUAUUUAUAUUUAACAGAAACUAGAAUCAACCAUACAGUAUAAAACGUUAUUGUUAAA
Trematomus bernacchii (emerald rockcod) is the source of this 2367-nucleotide messenger RNA. RefSeq names its product exocyst complex component 3-like. Gene Ontology annotation, cellular component: exocyst. The record is from RefSeq and is a predicted model, not a curated record. The transcript has 11 exons. Gene Ontology annotation, biological process: exocytosis; exocyst localization. NCBI's taxonomy places the organism in Eukaryota, Metazoa, Chordata, Actinopteri, Perciformes, Nototheniidae. Gene Ontology annotation, molecular function: SNARE binding. The coding region runs from base 51 to 1745 and encodes 564 amino acids.